UAUUAUUGAUUUUUCUCAAAAUUUCCGUCAACGAAACCCUUAUUUCAUUUCCAGCGAUUACAUUAGAAAACCCAGAAACCAUAGAAGAAGAUUCACUCUGCAACUAACCCUAACGAUCCAAACAACCAUUGAGCAUUGAGCAUUUCAUGCUACGACUCGCUGAGUUGAAUCGGAUAACAAUCUGAGUUUCUGAGUGAUCGGUUGACGCACGCACGCACGCGCUCAUGGGUGCUACGGGCUCCAAGCUUGAGAAGGCUCUUGGCGAUCAAUUCCCUGAAGGAGAACGUUACUUCGGCCUUGAGAAUUUCGGCAACACUUGUUAUUGCAACAGUGUUUUGCAGGCACUAUACUUCUGUGUGCCAUUUCGGGAACAACUGCUGGAGUAUUAUGGAAAUAACAAAAGCAUAGGGGAUCCGGAAGAAAAUCUUUUGACUUGCUUAGCUGACUUAUUUUCACAGAUAAGUUCCCAGAAGAAGAAAACAGGUGUCAUUGCUCCCAAACGAUUUGUACAGAGGUUGAAGAAACAGAAUGAACUCUUCCGUAGCUAUAUGCACCAGGAUGCACAUGAGUUCUUGAACUUUUUGCUGAAUGAACUUGUCGACAUUCUGGAGAAAGAGGCUCAGGCUGCAAAAACUGAUCCAGAUACAUCACCACCUUCUGAAAAGGUUGCCAAUGGGUUCAAGAAUGGUCAUGUUAAUGGUGGUCAGAAAGAGCCGUUAGUUACUUGGGUACACAAAAAUUUUCAGGGAAUACUCACCAACGAGACAAGAUGCUUGCAAUGUGAAACGGUUACAGCCAGAGAUGAAACAUUUUUUGACUUGAGCCUUGAUAUUGAGCAAAACAGUUCAAUUACAAGCUGCUUGAAAAAUUUCAGUUCCACUGAGACAUUGAAUGCUGAGGACAAAUUUUUCUGUGACAAAUGCUGCAGUUUGCAAGAAGCUCAGAAGAGGAUGAAGAUAAAGAAACCACCUCACAUCUUGGUCAUCCAUCUUAAGCGGUUUAAAUACAUGGAACAGCUGGGCCGGUACAAGAAGCUGUCUUACCGAGUUGUUUUCCCGCUUGAGCUGAAGUUGAGCAACACUGUUGAAGAUGCAGAUAUUGAGUAUUCUCUAUUUGCAGUAGUUGUCCAUGUCGGGAGUGGGCCCAACCAUGGCCAUUAUGUCAGCCUCGUGAAGAGUCAUAACCACUGGUUAUUUUUUGAUGACGAAAAUGUUGAGAUGAUUGAUGAGUCUGCUGUGCAAACGUUCUUUGGAUCAGCACAGGAAUAUUCUAGCAACACAGACCAUGGUUACAUUUUGUUCUAUGAGACCCUUGGUGACAAGAACUAGACGGAGGAGUUCUGCAAGUUUUAGUUGUUACAUUCUUCAGAGGAUACGGGUUGGAGAUGUAUACUUAGGAUGUUGGCAUGUACAGUGGAUGGUGGUUGCACUGUCCUUUGUUCGUUUUAUCCCUUUCUCACAAUAAGAGCAGUAUAUAUAUUUAUAUGGGUGGAAAUUUCGCCGAUAAGAGGUGUAUUCAUGGUUGCAAUUGUUCAACCAACAUUAGAAGAACAAUGAAGUGGAAAUUGCUCGUUA
This is a messenger RNA of Lotus japonicus, 1574 nucleotides long. Its product is annotated as ubiquitin carboxyl-terminal hydrolase 4-like. Gene Ontology annotation, biological process: protein deubiquitination. Gene Ontology annotation, molecular function: cysteine-type deubiquitinase activity; cysteine-type endopeptidase activity. The coding region runs from base 225 to 1328 and encodes 367 amino acids. The transcript has 7 exons. The record is from RefSeq and is a predicted model, not a curated record. Gene Ontology annotation, cellular component: nucleus; cytosol. NCBI's taxonomy places the organism in Eukaryota, Viridiplantae, Streptophyta, Magnoliopsida, Fabales, Fabaceae.